Molecule: messenger RNA, 675 nt
Organism: Salvia hispanica
Lineage: Eukaryota; Viridiplantae; Streptophyta; Magnoliopsida; Lamiales; Lamiaceae
Source: RefSeq, a predicted model, not a curated record
AUUAUAGUACUAAUAUUAUUCCCACUCUCACACUGUCACACUCUCACUCCCAAUAAUUCUUCCUCCUCUCCUACUGCUGCUGGAUCUUCUCCGGCCAUGGCCGUGCUCCGCCGCCGCCGCCGCCAGCUAGCCCUCUACUUCGCCACCCUCGCUCUCUUCGCCCUUCUCUCCUCCGCCUCAGCUCUAGGCCUCACCCUUCCUCGCCAAUUAACGGAGGUGGAGCGGAGGAGGCUGGGGGGGCCGGGGUCGUGGCCGCCUUCGUGCAGAUCGAAAUGCGGGAGGUGCACGCCGUGCAAGGCGGUGCACGUGCCGAUUCAGCCGGGGAUGAGUAUGCCGUUGGAGUACUAUCCAGAGGCGUGGAGAUGCAAGUGUGGGAAUAAGCUCUUCAUGCCUUAGUACUCUAUUUUUCUUUUCUUUUUUUGGAUGUGUAUAUAAAAAAAAUAGAACAAAUGUUGAAUGACUGAUUGAAUAUGAUGUUGGAAUUUGGUCUGUCUAACAACAACCUGCAUAGAUUUUAGCUCAAUCUGUUGUUUAGUUAUUUUUUUUUCAAGUUACUGAAUUUGUUGCUUUUGUAUUUUUUGCACUUUUUUCUAGCAGCAGAGAAGGGUCUUGGGAAUGUAAUUUAUGAGUUACGACUGUCAAAAAGGGAGCUUUAAUUCCAUUUUUCUCUGCAAA